AGCAGGACGACGGCAGUUUAGCAGUUUAUUUCACCAAGCUCGCAGCAGAAGGUUAUUUUAAGAUUUCGAGACAGUUUUUCGUUUGUUUUCGAUUGAUAGUUCUUGUUUGUGCGACGAUCUGGUCUAGUUUUACGGAGGAAUAACAUAAAAAAUAGGACAAAGAAAUGAAGACACUUAUAGUCGUCGUUGCCAUACUGGGAUGGGUUGAUAUAGGAAAUUGUUUUACAAAAUAUGGAAGAACUUGUGCGGAUAUUGGAUGUCCGUCAAAUCAGCAAUGCGUAAUGGAAACGGAUCCUUGCUCCUACUAUCAAAGACAAGGAGAAUGUGGAUCAUAUCCCACGUGUAAAAGGUCUACAACAGGGAAACGGACAUGCUCGAAUUUUGUGUGUCCUCCUAGUCAAGUCUGCAGAAUGGACGGCGAUACUCCCAAAUGUUCUAAUGAUGCAUCAAAAUCUGGACUCGCAACAUAUGACACUCAAGCUAUAAAUGACAACAAUGCACCAAAUGCACCACCAGCUGAAAAUUCUGGACAAGUUUAUCCCAGUUUACCAAAGGGAGAGACCACUCCUCGACCUAAUGUUAGGCCUGCCUAUUCUGGUGGAGCUGGAUAUCAAGGUGGUCAAAUUGGAUCUGGAUACCCAGGACAAGGUGGCCAUUCAGGAGGAUACCCUCAACAAGGAGGAUAUCCACAACAAGGAGGAUAUCCACAACAAGGCGGAUAUCCUCAAGGAGGCUAUCAAGGGUAUCCACAAGGUUAUCCUCAGGGUGGUUACCAAGGAUACCCUCAAGGUAAUCAUCAGUACCCCGGAGGUUACCAAAACAACUAUAAUCCAUACCAACAACAGUAUCCACAAAAGAGUUCAGGAUCCUCACUCACGGACAAAAUAUCACAAGGAUUAAAAAAGAUAGGUACGGAUUUGCUCAAAAAUUAUCUAAUUAAAAGUAUUACAGGAGGAGGAAACCGAAACUAAUAAACUAAAGAAUCUCAGAAGAUCAAUAUACCAGAUCAAAUAUUUCACAUUAUUUAUUUACGAUGAUGUUAUACUCAAAUUAAUUUCUUUUGCAGGGUUAUUUUACAUAAUACUAAGUUAUUAUCUUGCCAGAACAUUCCAAGUGUGAGAGGAAAAUAACUGCGAAUUAUUUGAUAUUUUUGUAAAGACUGUAAUAUAAUACUAUAUAGGUUUAUAAAAACAUUUUCAUUAAAAUACUUUUAUACAUGUGUGUAAUUUCGUGUGAUAAUUCUACCUCGUAACACUCGGUGAGUAUGUAUAUAGGUUCUAAAUUUUUCUUUGUUGUUUUUUUGCUUGUGUGGUGGCAGCUUUUGCACUAAUUAUUUUCCUAUUUUGUGUAGAAUAACCCUCGCAAUGGUUUUAUUAUUCAUUUUUUUAGAAUGCUUGGUAUGUCCAUGCACCGUAAUUGGAAUAUUUACUUUAAAUGAAUGUAAAUUUUCCGAAUUUCGUUUAGCUUGUCAUUGUUUAAAAAUAUUAAUUAACUGACUAAAUGUCAUUCCAUUUUACAGCCAUGUUAAUUAUCGUUUGUCACCCAUAUAUAUUUACUUAUUUUCUAGAAAUGUUUAUAGAUAAUUUAGCAAAUUAUAUUUAUUUUCUGUAAAUAUGAGUUGUUGCUUUAUACAAAGACAGAAAGACACAUUGUGAAGCACUUCAUCUCACUACACGUUGUUUUAAUAAAACUAAAAAAUCAUCUACCUGUCAGCACCAUCCAUUCAGUCUGCCUAUUGCCUUUUGUCUAACAAUAUAGGACAUUGGUUUGAUCGUGUGGUUCGAUGAACUGCUCGAAUAUAUUUUAAUCCUGAGAUAUAUUUUCUUUUUCCCAUUAUCGUCUCUAUAACUACUACACAGCAAUAAAAUAUGUUCUUAUUUGAUUUUUAUUGACAUAAUACGUAAUUUGUUAUACUACAACCAUCUUUUUUGUGAUUUUUAGACUAAAUCGACAGUAAGAUGUUUUACAUUGUACUUGUUACCUGAUAUAAAUAAACUAGUCGAGAAAACAAAAACAAAA
Messenger RNA from Sitophilus oryzae (rice weevil), 2019 nucleotides. Its product is annotated as protein SRC2 homolog. The record is from RefSeq and is a predicted model, not a curated record. Lineage: Eukaryota; Metazoa; Arthropoda; Insecta; Coleoptera; Curculionidae. The transcript has 7 exons. Bases 165 to 971 code for a protein of 268 amino acids.